Numida meleagris (helmeted guineafowl) is the source of this 551-nucleotide messenger RNA. It is a transcript of the gene NDUFB4, whose product is annotated as NADH:ubiquinone oxidoreductase subunit B4. Gene Ontology annotation, cellular component: mitochondrion. The coding region runs from base 45 to 452 and encodes 135 amino acids. The record is from RefSeq and is a predicted model, not a curated record. NCBI's taxonomy places the organism in Eukaryota, Metazoa, Chordata, Aves, Galliformes, Numididae. The transcript has 3 exons.
CAUGUCGCGCCUGCGCGCUGCCCGCCCGGGGCGGGCUGUGCAACAUGGCGCCGGGGCCGGCUCGCACCGCGGCUGAGGAGUACCGGCCCAACCGCUACGUCUCGUUGCCGGCCGAGCUCGACCCUGCCACCUACGACGCGUCGCCGGAGAAGCGCCGUGCCGAGGCCGAGCGCUUGGCCAUCCGGGCCCGGCUCAAGCGGCAGUACCUGCUGCAGCUGAACAACCCGAAGCCGCCGGCCGUCAUCGAAGAUCCUGCCUUGCUCCGCUGGGACUAUGCCAGGACGCACAACGUGUACCCAAAUUUCCGCCCGACGCCCAAGACGUCCUUCCUAGGAGCUGUAUUUGCGAUAGGCCCUAUCCUCUUCUGGAUGGCCACCUUUAAAACUGAGAGGGACUAUAAAGAGAAGCUUAUCCGAGAAGGUAAAUACGAGCGACCAUUCAGUGUUUUUUAAGUUGCUGGAAUCACAGUGCUGCUCUUGAGACAGAAGUAAAUAAGAUGUAUUGUAUGCUGAUGCUUCUCCAUCAGAAGAAUAAAUCUUAAUUACUCCUCA